AUGACCACCAAGCCCAAGCCCGGAGCUGAGCUCACAGAGGACAUCAACUUUAUCAAGACCCCUGCCGCCCAGCCCUCCAAGUUCGAGACUGGCGAGGACUGCGGCGUCCCGACCUCCAGCUCUCCCGCAAUCAACAACCCUCCCCUGCCCGCCGAAGGAUCCGGAAACGAGAGCUUUAACAACUAUGCCCUCCUCGCUGUCAUCUUCGGCAUCCCCCUCUACCUGACGUGGAAGCUCGGCGGUGGUCUCAAGACCUUCCUCUUCCUGGCCGUCGUCUUCUUCUUCCCUCUCCUGAUCGUCAUCUGGUACAUCGCGUCCAACUUCAGCCCCCGCACCAAUGACAAGGCCAAGCUGCCGAACCGGCCCGUCGAGUUCUACAUCACCUUCAAGAAGGAGAGCGACCGCCAGAAGUGGAGCGGCAGGAACAAGAUCCCCAUGAAGACCUUCUACGAGAUGUACUUUGACGGUGACGUCGACUUUAAUGGCGACUGCCUCGACAUUAUGGAGUACCGCCACGACUGGGCCACCUUCAACUUCACCGUCGACGUCUUCAAGUUUAUCCUGUUCAACUUCUUCAUGGACAUCAUCUUCCACACCCGCGCUCAAGAUGAGGAGCAGAUCCGCCCCAACUACGACCGCGGUAACGACCACUACGCUUGGUUCCUCGGCCCCCGCAUGAUCUACACCUCCGGCGUCAUCUCCGACAUCACCCGCGAGGAGACGCUCGAGGAGAUGCAGGACAACAAGAUGGCCAUCGUCUGCGAGAAGAUCGGCCUCCGCGAGGGCGAUCGCAUGCUCGACAUCGGCUGCGGCUGGGGCACCCUCGCCCGCUUCGCCAGCGUCAACUUCGGCGCCAAGGUCACCGGCUGCACCCUGGCCCGCAACCAGGCCGCCUGGGGCAACGACGCGCUGCGCAAGGCCGGCAUCCCCGAGGAGCAGAGCAACAUGCUGUGCAUGGACUACCGCGACAUCCCCUUCCAGAAGUUCGACAAGAUCACCCAGCUCGAGAUGGCCGAGCACGUCGGCAUCAAGCGGCUCACCGGCUUCUUCCGCCAGUGCUACGACAUGCUCGAGGACGACGGCUCCAUGUACGUCCAGCUCUCCGGCCUGCGCCGCGCCUGGCAGUACGAGGACUUCAUCUGGGGCACCUUCCUGAACAAGUACAUCUUCCCCGGCGCCGACGCCUCCACCCCGCUCAGCUUCUACGUGAGCUGCCUCGAGUCUGCUGGCUUCGAGGUCAAGAGCAUCGACACCGUCGGCGUCCACUACUCCGGCACCAUCUGGAGGUGGUACAGGAACUGGCUGGGCAACGCCGAGGAGAUCAAGGCCAAGUACGGUGUCCGCUGGUUCCGGAUCUGGGAGCUCUUCCUGGCCUGGUCCAGCAUUGCCUCCCGCCAGGGCAGCGCCACCUGCUUCCAGUUUGUCGUCGUCAAGAACCUCAACGCCACCCACCGCAUCGAGGGCGUCCCCUCGCAGUACGGCCUCCACGGCGCUCUGGCCGCCGCUCGCGCCAAGGGCAAGGCUUCCUUCCCCAAGAACUAA
Thyridium curvatum is the source of this 1542-nucleotide messenger RNA. RefSeq lists its product as uncharacterized. The record is from RefSeq and is a predicted model, not a curated record. Gene Ontology annotation, biological process: cellular response to biotic stimulus. The coding region runs from base 1 to 1542 and encodes 513 amino acids. The transcript is spliced from 3 exons. NCBI's taxonomy places the organism in Eukaryota, Fungi, Ascomycota, Sordariomycetes, Thyridiales, Thyridiaceae.